CUUCCCUGUUUCCAUAUUCUCCUCCUCCAACCUAUCAUCAAUCUCUUCAACCCGGACCCACAUUUCAAGUUUCUUUAGAAAUUUGAAAUCUGAGGGUCAGGCUCAAUCAUACUUGUGCAGAACGAAGAGAUCAUUGAUGAUUUUGGUUUUCUCUGAAAAAGGAGGUGGGAGAAAGGACUUAAGGGUUAUGCUCAAGUUGCAUGGAAUAAAUGAGCGAUGAUCAUCUGAGCAUUGAGCAUUUCCUUCUAAAAUUCGAGGGUCAAUCUCAAUCGUAUGAAUAAAGAGUGAAAGGUCUUUAAUGUGUUUGGUUUGCUUUGGACAAAAAAGGCGAUAAAGUCGGUUCCUUUAUGAUUCAGGAAUCGUGGGUUAUACUGAACUUGCCAUUGAAAGAAUAAGGGGAUGAUAAUUUGGGCCUUGAGCAUUACAAUAUCGACAAUUCAUGUUUCGGAGAUUAGGAUGGCUGUUGAGUCAUAGGAGUUUGUCAACGAAAAGGUUGCUCAAUGUUGAGCAACCAGACCCGCCAGCUACAACUGCUAAGCAGCUGAAUAUGGACGCUGUCCAUGAAGUUGCCAUUUAUGUUCACAGGUUUCAUAAUCUUGACCUUUUUGAUAAGGGAUGGUACAAAAUCAAGAUUACCAUGAGAUGGGAGAAUGAUGUAAACUGCUACUCGGGUAUUCCGGCAAGAGUUGUUCAGUAUGAAGCACCUGAAGUAGGCUCUGACAAUUUAUGUAGAGUUUGGAGGAUUGAUGAUACAGAUAACAGUUUUUCAACACCUCCUUUUCGUAUCAAAUCUGCCAGGCAGGAUGUUUUCCUUUCAAUCAUGAUCUCGUUCUACCUAUCUUUUGGUGGAUAUGAGGGACCAUCUGCUUCUGCUGUUAUCUUGAGGUUUGAGCUUAUGUAUUCCCCCGUGUCUGAAAUUAGGCCUGACUUACAUGCCUCCCUAGAUCAACGCCCUGCUGCGGUUCAUGAAUACAGAAUACCCCCUAAAGCUCUUUUGGGAUUACAUUCAUAUUGUCCUAUUCAAUUUGAUGCUUUUCAUGCUGUCCUUGUUGAUACGAGCGUGCACAUCAGUCUGCUAAGAGCUGGUUUCCGCACACCCCGACUGAAGGUACCCAGUGAUUCCCUGGCUUCACAAGGCACUCACAGUGAAGAUUCUACUCUGUCAAAUAAAGUUAUGCUCACCAAAGCAUUAACUGCUGCCCGAGACAUCCUGCUUGAAGAUCUUAGAAGAAUAAGCAAGGGAAUUGAUCAAGCUAUUGAUUGGACUGGAAUGACUUCCAAAAUGGAUUCAUUUGGAUAUGAUCCCCCAGCAGAUAUGGAAAUUAAAGAUGGGAUUGACGGAGAUUCAGAACCUGUAUCUUUGGAGUAUCUGUCAAAAUCUUUCCAGUCUCUGAGUAAUCAACUCUUAUAUCUGUGGAAUAGAUUUCUGGUAUUCCAUAGGGAAAACAAAACGAAGAUAAUGGAAUUUCUCCGUAAUUCAUGGGCCAAUGAUCGAAGAGCUGAAUGGUCAAUUUGGAUGGUUUACUCGAGAGUUGAGAUGCCUCAUCGGUAUUUGAGUAAUAGAGCUAACAGGGCAUCUUUGCAUGGUAGCUUUCUUGGAAGAUCAUUAAGUAUAAGGAGGCCAAGAGAUGAUCCUGUUCAGACUGCAUCAAUGCGUGCUGAACUUCAUCGGCGAGGUAUUGCUCACAUGAGGAUCAACAACCGCUCACUUCAAGACAUGCAUAUAUUUGGAGAUCCUUUGUGUGCUCCUAUUAUUAUUGUUGAACGCAUGACAAACAUUCUGCGUUCCACCAGUGUGAAUUCUUACUUUGAUCAUUCCGCAGAGAAAGCAAAAUAUCCUUUGGAAAAUGGAUCUAGAGCCACAAACAAAUUUUCUGCAAGUAGCCCAGAGCAAAAACAGCAUGUUUUAAGAAUAGUUGUUUUUGUACAUGGGUUUCAGGGACAUCAUUUGGAUUUACGACUUAUUCGGAAUCAGUGGCUUUUAGUAGACCCCCAUGUACAGUUUCUUAUGUCUGCAAGUAACGAAGACAGAACAUCUGGAGACUUCAGAGAAAUGGGAGCACGGCUUGCGCAGGAAGUGAUCACUUUUCUUGAAAAGAAGAUCAUUAAAUCUUCAAAAAGUGGAAGCCCAAAAGAUAUCAAGCUUAGUUUUGUUGGUCAUUCUAUUGGAAAUCUUAUUAUCCGAACUGCUUUGACAGAGAAAGUCAUGGAGCCAUAUCUAAGAUACUUGCAUACAUACGUUUCUAUGUCUGGUCCACACUUGGGUUAUAUGUACAGUUCAAACUCCAUAUUUAACUCAGGGCUUUGGCUCUUGAAGACUCUCAAUGGAGCACGAUGCAUCCAUCAGCUAACUUUUACAGACGACCCUGAUCUUGAAAACACCUUCAUCUACAAUCUUUCCAAGAAGAAGACACUGGAAAACUUCAGGAAUGUGAUACUGUUAUCAUCACCUCAGGAUGGUUAUGUUCCAUACCACUCUGCCAGAAUAGAACACUGUUCAGCAGCUUAUUUGGAUUACUCUAAAAGAGGGAAAAUCUUCUUGGAGAUGCUAAAUAAUUGCUUGGACCAACUUCGAGCUCCAUCUGAUCAUCGUGUGGUCAUGCGCUGUGACAUUAACUUCAACACCUCCUCCUAUGGCAGGAACCUAAACACACUUGUCGGACGCGCUGCUCACAUCGAGUUCUUGGAAUCUGACAUUUUUUCCAAGUUCAUAUUGUGGUCUUUCCCAGAGAUGUUUCUUUAGUCACAGGGCCAACCAGCUCAUCUGAUAUAGAAAACAAUGGUGAACUUAGCACAAGAUUUCCAGAAUAGUGGAACUGAAAAGAGUGGAUUGGAAUCAAAGGUCAGAAACUUGAUGCAAUUUUCAAAUGUUUGCUACAAGAUUUCUCCAUAGAAAGAUGUGUAUAUCUUAUACACCUUGAAGUACAUGAUUGAUCCUACCAAAAAAAAAAAAAAAAUCAUCCGCGUAGUUAUUGGAGAACUUGAUGGCAAACGGUCUAGAAAAUUUUGCCUGAAUUUCUUUCACACGAUAUCUGUACAUGCUUUUAUUAGCUUUUUAGGCUGGUAGACUCGAUGUGCAUUGUACACUCAGAAAUGGAAAUAUAAACUUUCAUUUAAGAUUUUUUACUUGUAUUUUGAUUCUUGAAUUUACAUGUAAUAAAUAUACUCAAAUAUUCCCUGGAAAUAAUGAGAAUAUAUGGGUGCUUAGUUU
Molecule: messenger RNA, 3211 nt
Organism: Neltuma alba
Lineage: Eukaryota; Viridiplantae; Streptophyta; Magnoliopsida; Fabales; Fabaceae
Product: protein FAM135B
Exons: 15
Coding region: 440-2743 (767 amino acids)
Biological process (GO): lipid metabolic process
Source: RefSeq, a predicted model, not a curated record